This is a messenger RNA of Lacerta agilis (Sand lizard), 2964 nucleotides long. RefSeq names its product mitogen-activated protein kinase kinase kinase 2 (gene MAP3K2). The transcript is spliced from 17 exons. The coding region runs from base 177 to 2036 and encodes 619 amino acids. Gene Ontology annotation, biological process: protein phosphorylation. Gene Ontology annotation, molecular function: protein kinase activity; ATP binding; protein binding. NCBI's taxonomy places the organism in Eukaryota, Metazoa, Chordata, Lepidosauria, Squamata, Lacertidae. The record is from RefSeq and is a predicted model, not a curated record.
CUCAGGAUCCUGGACCCCUCCGGUGUUCGAGGCCUGGAGCUGCCGGCUUCUGGGGGGGAGGGAAACCUCCGUCUCCUCCCCCCCCCCACUUCCUCGUCUCUGCCCCACAGGCCAUAGAAGGGUUCUAAUGGGAGAACCAUUCUUCUGAAGUAAAGGUUUGCUGGCUGGCUGCAGCUAUGGAUGAGCAGCAAGCUUUGAAGUCAAUCAUGCAGGAUUUGGCAGUCCUUCAUAAGGCAAGUCGCCCUCCAUUGCCUCUACAAGAAACAGGGAAAGCAAAAUCAUCUUCACCGAAAAAACAGAACGAUGUCCGAGUCAAAUUUGAACACCGAGGAGAGAAAAGAAUUCUACAGUUUCCUAGACCUGUCAAGCUAGAAGAUAUUGCAUCAAAAGCUAAAGUUGCAUUUGGACAGUCAAUGAAUUUGCAUUACAGCAAUAAUGAGCUGGUGAUCCCAUUAGCUACACAGGAUGACCUAGACAAAGCGGUACAGCUUCUUGAUCGAAGUGUUCAUAUGAAGAGCCUCAAGAUAUUGCUUGUUGCCCAUGGAAACACACAGAGUAAUACUGAGCCUCUACCAUCACUGGAAGAUUUGGAUAAUACAGUUUUCAGAAUGGCUGAGAGGAAAAACAGGCUUUCUGUAAUAGGUUAUUAUAGUCGCGACAGAAGCUCUCCCCCUCCAGGAUACAUUCCAGAUGAGCUGCACCAGGUGGCCCGGAAUGGUUCAUUCACCAGUAUAAACAGUGAGGGCGAGUUCAUUCCAGAAAGCAUGGAUCAGAUGCUGGAUCCGUUAUCACUGAGCAGUCCUGAAAACUCUGGCUCAGGAAGCUGCCCUUCGCUUGACAGCCCUUUAGAUAGGGACAACUACCCCAAGUCCCGGAUGCCAAGAGCCCAGAGCUAUCCAGAUAAUCACCAAGAGUUUUCUGAUUAUGAUCUUCCUAUAUUUGAGAAGUUUGGCAAAGGUGGAACUUACCCCCGAAGGUAUCAUAUUUCAUACCACCAUCAAGACUACAAUGAUGGCCGUAAAACUUUUCCACGAGCUAGAAGAACCCAAGGAAACAGCUUACGAUCCCCAGUUAGCUUCAGCCCAACUGAUCACUCAUUGAGUACAAGCAGUGGGAGCAGUGUUUUCACUCCAGAAUAUGAAGAUGGGCGGAUGCGAAGAAGAGGAAGUGACAUAGACAAUCCUACUUUGACAGUCAUGGAUAUCAGUCCGCCUAGCCGCUCCCCAAGAGCUCCAACUAAUUGGAGACUAGGUAAACUCCUGGGGCAGGGUGCAUUUGGCAGAGUUUAUCUAUGCUAUGAUGCAGAUACAGGACGUGAGCUGGCUGUUAAGCAAGUUCAGUUUGAUCCUGACAGCCCGGAGACCAGCAAGGAGGUAAAUGCACUUGAAUGUGAGAUUCAGCUUCUGAAAAACCUUCUACAUGAGAGAAUUGUUCAGUAUUAUGGCUGCUUGAGGGAUCCUCCCGAAAGAACACUCUCUAUAUUUAUGGAAUAUAUGCCUGGGGGCUCAAUUAAAGAUCAGUUGAAGGCAUAUGGCGCACUCACGGAGAAUGUGACUCGGAAAUAUACCCGGCAGAUUUUGGAAGGAGUUCAUUAUUUGCACAGUAACAUGAUUGUACAUAGGGAUAUUAAAGGUGCAAAUAUUCUCAGAGACUCUGCAGGGAAUGUUAAGCUGGGUGAUUUUGGUGCCAGCAAGCGGCUUCAAACAAUUUGCUUGUCUGGUACAGGUAUGAAAUCCGCCACAGGAACGCCAUACUGGAUGAGUCCAGAAGUCAUUAGUGGAGAAGGGUAUGGGAGGAAAGCAGAUAUCUGGAGUGUAGGCUGUACAGUGGUAGAAAUGCUGACGGAGAAACCACCUUGGGCAGAGUUUGAAGCAAUGGCUGCCAUCUUUAAAAUUGCCACACAGCCAACCAAUCCCCAGCUGCCACCUCAUGUCUCGGACCAUGGUCGGGAUUUUCUGAAGCGAAUAUUUAUUGAGGCCAAAUUGCGACCAUCCGCAGAUGAACUGCUAAGACACACGUUUGCACAUUAUCACUGAUGGCCUGCUUCAACCCAGCUGUCACCUACUGCAUUUAUUUUCUGACUGCACUUUUUUUUACACAAGGUUGAGAAAAGACAAGGGAGAAGUUGUUUCUCUUGAUUCUUUAUUUCAUAUAGAUUGUUAAUAAUCUGCAUAUUUACACUGCAGAUUUCGUUCCCCAUUUAGGACUUAAGAUCUUUUUGUUUUGGUAAUGUACUGAUGUGGUUCGCAUAAAGCACUUUAGUACAUAUUCAUUCCUUAUUUAAGGGGGGAAAGGCAAGUUAUUUGGACUGCCAGGAAUUGUGUGUUAAGGUUUUUUUUCCUAGCACUGCUGAUUAACUCAGGAUGCAGGAAAAAUAUACAUGUUGUUAGCAGAUAUAGAAAAGGAAAAUGUGUCCAGUUGUUCUUUGUAAUAUGUAGAUAGAUGCCCUGGGAGGUUUUGGUUGUGUUUCAGCUUUGACAUGAGGCUCGUCCACAGUAUUGGAAACAGGUUUAAAAGCUGCAAACUCAAACUGCUGACCAAGGUGUAUUCUGGAAAAGAAAUCUGACUAGUGCAUCGCCUGCAACCAAAUGUAUAUUUAUAAUUUUAAAAGAAUAUACAGGAGGGUUCCCUAGCUGAAGUAGUUCAAGAGUCUUUUGAGUCAAGUAGUUCUGAUGUGUGAAUGUUCUAGACCAGGAAUCGUAGAUAAACAGAUUACUGUAGAUCCAUAAACCUUUAGAGUUGAAGAACAGGCAUCACAUACCGUGCCACAAGUUAGUUUACUUAAUCUGCUAAGAUCUGCAAUGAGUUGUGUUGGACAGGGCCUCUGGUGGCCAGGGUGAAGGCUAGUUUCUCUCUUGAUAAUUUUCUGUUCUGCAUCCUUCAUGCUGUCCCAGCUGGCCUGUCUGUUGCAUAGAAUACUUAAUGAGACCCAGUCUUCCUUCCUUCCUUCCUUCCUUCCUUCCU